This is a messenger RNA of Fomitopsis serialis, 3064 nucleotides long. RefSeq lists its product as uncharacterized. Gene Ontology annotation, molecular function: protein kinase activity. Bases 1 to 2976 code for a protein of 991 amino acids. Gene Ontology annotation, biological process: protein phosphorylation. The transcript is spliced from 7 exons. Lineage: Eukaryota; Fungi; Basidiomycota; Agaricomycetes; Polyporales; Fomitopsidaceae. The record is from RefSeq and is a predicted model, not a curated record.
AUGUCGUCCUCACCCUCGCCCGGGCCCAGCCUUGCUGAAUCUCGUCGUGCUACAUCACCUCCCGGUACAACAGCUGAAGGCUCGGAACCAUCGAGUCCCUCCGCCACACGGGAAUCGUCAGUAGAAUCGACAGAAGCUUCGACUCUCCCGACCCCAUCGCGUGCAAGUACCAAAACAUCUGCAGCGGCCCAGGGUGCUUCAGACCCAGCGCAAUCCGCUCAGGCAACCUCCAAGAGCAAGCAAUCCCCUACAGUCUUCAACAGCACCCCUGUGAAGGCAUCGCGCCAGCCUCAUUCUAUCUCCAAGCCAAACAGACAAGGGAACACCGAGGGUCAGCUUCCUCCUUACGCUAAAGAGAUGAGGUCGAAGACGGUGGAGAUGAAGUUUGACGAGUUCAUGGCGCGCUACAUGCCGGGACUUGACGUCCCGUCGACGUCCGCGCCUAACAUACCCGACUUCGACAUGGAUAAGCUUAUGGGAAGGGAGAACGAUGUCUGUAUUGAACUGUGCAGAGUUGCUCAGGAAAUUUUCGACAAUAGUCACGAAGGCGAGAAGCUGGUUGCGAAGAACACGCGCGACCACCCAGACUCCAGCGAUCGCAACGACUACGCGGAGCAGAACAGAGUCGACGUCUCAUUCUACCCGGCGGGCGGCCGUGCUGAGGAUGACUACCGGCUUACGGGAAGCAAAAACUUGGCGCAGUUUCGGGCGUCCACUCGCUGGGCUUGGAUCUCCUUGCUGGUAGAGAUCAAGACGGAGCACGACAAAUGCGCGUUCGAUUUCGUCAACAAGGAUGGCAGGAAGAAACGUGGUGACUCUGAGGAGCCUCACGACAACGAAGGCAAUGACGGCGUCGCCGAGCACCACGACGACCCUGCGGAGCUCGGGGCUGCAGACAAGGGAAAAGCAAGGGCGAACACGGGCGGUGGAGGCGGCAGGGGUAGAGGCAGGGGGAGGGGAAGGGGACGAGGACGAGGACGGGGUAGGGGCAAGGGCAGGGGAAAGACGACCGGGGGCAAGGGCAAGGGCAAGGCGACCGACGCCCGUGACGACUCUGAUGUCGAGGAUUCUCCGAUGACACCGGUCAACGAGACCGCGCCGCUCGAGGAGUCGACCAGCAAAAAGAAUACAACGCCGCCGGUACCGCGGCCGUUUCUUCCCUCUGGGUCGGGCGCGAAUGAGGCCCUAGCACAGAUGGCGGAGUACGUCGCGAAGAUCUUUCGGAGGCAGCACCGGCUGCAUGUCUUCGCGCUCUUCAUCUACAAGGGCCAGGCUCGUGUCGUUCGCUGGGACCGCGCCGGUGCCAUCGUCUCUACGCCAAUUGACUUCGCAGAGGUCCCAUCGCUGCUCCACCUGGUCAUCUGGCGGUACGCGUGUAUGAGCCAAGAGCUACGUGGCUUCGACCCAACUGUGGUUCCGGCCACGAAGAAAGAAAUCGAGGAUAUGCGGACUUGCAGCGCACCGAAUCCGUGGGCCAACAUGCGCCGUCACGAUGCCCUCGAUCAGCGUGGGUGGCCAGUCUACAAGAUCCAAAUGCAGCCCGACGACCUCGUAGACCAAGGCGUCCUGAAGCCCAUCACAGACAACAUCCGCAAGGAUGAGGACUCCGACACUGGAGGCCGAACCAAGUCUCGGGACCAAGGGUGUUUCAUCGUAGGGAAGCGAUACUUUGCCACCGACUCCCCCACAGGACGAGGGACGAAGUGCUACAUCGCCUACGAGGUAUCCCGUAAGCGCCUGGUCUUUCUGAAGGACUACUGGCGUACCGAAACCCCGUCGACGAAACCUGAGGGCAAGGUGUUAGAGGAGUUGAGGGCCGCUGGCGUGCAGAAUGUGCCCACGCCUAUAGCCGAAGGGGAUGUGCUGUCAACGUCGGGCUGUGUGCAAACGACGCUCACUCACGAGUUGCUGCCAGAAGACGAAGAGACCAAGCGUCGGCCCGUGGUGCAACAUCAUUAUCGCUUGGUCAUCAAGGAAAUCGGUCGUCCUCUAGACAAACUUGCCAACGCACUCGAACUGGUCGGAGUUGUUUAUGAUGCGCUCGAAGCGCAUAGGCAGGCGUGGGAGCAGCAAUACCUGCAUCGCGACAUCAGUGCGGGUAACAUCCUCAUCCUCGACUACCAAGACGAGGCCGGUAAUUGGCAUUUUCUGGGCGUUUUGAUCGACUGGGAUCUAUGCAAAUUCGUGGGUUAUUUAAAAACGAUAUCGCGUCCUGGGCGUUCAGGCACGUGGCAAUUCAUGUCUGCCAGACUCCUCGCGAACCCUAAAAAGGAGCACGAGGUGUCAGACGACAUCGAGUCCGCCGUACACGUUCUGUGCUGGAUGUGCCUUCGGUUCUUCAAACACCGUACCACCAAGAAGCCUGAACAGCUGCGACAACAGAUACUCAAUGUGUACGAGGUGUACGACGAUGUAAAGAGUAACGAAGACAUCGGCGGCGAGGGGAAGCUCGCACUUAUGCUGACCGGAUCUAGCGGUGUCUUCCUCGACGCCGAGGACAGUGCCCUCGGCGAGCUCCUGGCCAAGCUCGCUUCGAUGUGUCAAGCACACUAUCUGGCGUUGAAAGCCCAGGAAGGCAAGCCUAAGCAACACUCCGCGUCCGUCACAAAUAGCGCCAUGUCGGCCGCCAUAUUCGCCCGCGUCCGUAAGAAUCCUACAGUUCUGGAGGCCCCUGAAGCCCAGCCGUCAGCCCAGCCAACGCCGUCUCUGAAGCUCUCCAAUCACACUGCCAUCCUCAUCAUCGUUGGUAACGCCCUGGAAACGGGAGCUGAGUCCUUGACGUCGCUGGAGAUGACGGAGGACCAGUUCGCCGCCUUUUACAACUCCCCGGUACAGCAACGCAAUCGCGAGCGCUCGAGCCAAGUGUCCUCGGGAUCAAAGCGAGAGUUGGAGGGUCCAGCACAGGAGGGGCAGUCUAGUCGUUCGAAGAGAGCGAAGACCACGGCGUCGGGCGGGCUGGUGUCGUUGCCCGAGUAAUGGCCAGUUGUUGUGCACGUAUGUGUUCGAGUGUUGGUGUAAAAUUCAGGGCCCCAAGUUUGCGAUAUAAACAUCAUACGACUGCUGU